AUGGGAUCUCAACAUAUAUUAAUUAACGGAGCCGGUCCAGCAGGCUUAUCUUUAGCAAUUGCACUCGCCAAACGCAGUAUCCGAUCGACUGUCUUUGAGAUUCGGUCGACACCAACAACAAUGGGUGGCGCAAUUAACCUGGCGCCGAAUGCACUACGUGUGCUCGAUCAGACGAUCGGCAUUUAUGAUCAGAUUCGUCAUUUGGGAUUCGAGUACGAAUACAUAGAAUUCUAUUCGGAUGAUGGUUGGAGACUUGGUGGUGUAGCGAAUGGUGAUCGACAAGCAUAUGGAUAUCCUGCUUUACGAAUUUAUCGAGCAGCCAUUUUGGAAGCGUUGUUAAAAUGUAUUAAUGACUAUUCCACUCUGAUUACCAUACGUUGGGGUAGUUCGAUCAACAAGAUUGCAGAGUCUGAUACAGGUGUUGAGGUUACAUUACACGAUGGAAGUACAAUAAACGGAGACAUUCUCGUAGGAGCUGAUGGAAUCCACUCAAAAACACGAGAGUAUGUGUUAGGUGAUCGGGCACCUACACCAAUAUACGGCGGUCAGUAUGGUAUUGGUGGCUGUGUUGAACGGAAUGAAAUUGACUGGCAAAACUUCACACUUCCAGCGUUGCUGUUUUCCCAUCGUGGAGCCGUGCUUUUAUUUCCCUUUACACCAGAUGGAAAUAAUAUUGGAUGGGCAAUUCAGAGUACUGUGCCUGAAAAAACUCGAGAAGGUUGGAUAGAAUAUUUAAAUUCGGGAGUGGCACUGGAAGACGUACGCAAACAAUAUGCCGACGCAGGACAAGUAAGUCUUUUAAUGAUCUGA
Messenger RNA from Adineta steineri, 810 nucleotides. NCBI's taxonomy places the organism in Eukaryota, Metazoa, Rotifera, Eurotatoria, Adinetida, Adinetidae. The record is from the annotation of a GenBank genome assembly.